AUGGCAAUACAUUCAUCUCCAUCUUCCUCUUUUUCCAAUGAUUUAACCUUUGACGUGUUCAUUAGUUUCAGAGGCACGGACACUCGAUACGGUUUCACCGGUAAUCUCUAUAAAGCUCUUUAUGACAAUGGAAUCCGAACUUUCAUAGAUGACAAAGACCUUAAGAGAGGUGACGAAAUCACACCAUCACUCCUCCAUAACAUUGAAAACUCGAGGAUUGCUAUUAUUGUUUUCUCUGAAAACUAUGCUACUUCUUCAUUUUGUCUGGAUGAACUUGUCCACAUCAUUCACUACUUUAAAACAAAGCGCCGCCUUGUACUUCCAGUUUUCUAUGGCGUGGAUCCUACUCACGUGCGGCAUCAAAAUGAGAGUUAUGGUAAAGCACUUGCUGAACAUGAAGAAAGGUUCCAAAAUAACAUGGAAAACAUGAAGAGAUUGCAGGAUUGGAAGAUGGCUCUUACCUAUGCAGCUAACUUGUCUGGAUACCAUUACAAUCCUGGGAAAGAAGAAUAUGAAUACAUGUAUAUAAAUAAGAUAGUUACAGAGAUUUCCAAGAAUAUCAAUCAAGUUCUUCUACAUGUUGCUGAUUACCCUGUUGGGCUUGAGCCUCGAAUGCUGAAAGUAGCGUCGCUUCUGAACGUUGACUGUGAUAAUGAAGUAUGUCUGAUUGGGAUAUGUGGAAGCGGAGGAUUGGGUAAAACAACUCUUACUCAUGCAAUUUAUAAUUUGAUUUCCACUCAAUUUGAAGGUUUGUGUUUCCUUCACAAUGUGAGAGAAAAUUCAAUUAAAUAUGGCUUAGAAUAUCUCCAAGAGCAGCUCCUCUCCAAAUCAAUCGGAUUGAAAAUUAAGUUAGGGCAUGUCAGCGAAGGAAUUGGAAUCAUAAAACAAAGGCUGCAGCAAAAGAAGGUUUUGUUGAUUCUCGAUGAUGUUGACAAACUAAAGCAAUUGCAGGUUUUGGUCGGAGAGCCUAGUUGGCUCGGACCUGGAAGCAGAGUCAUAGUUACCACUAGAGACAAAAAUUUGCUAUCUUGUCAUGGGAUUAAAAGAAUAUAUGAACUGGAUGCUUUAAAUGAGGAAGAAGCUCUUGAAUUGUUUAAGUGGAUGGCUUUUAAAAGUGACAAAAUUGAUCCAUGUUAUGAUUAUAUUUUAAAGCGUGUAGUUAGAUAUGCUUCUGGCCUUCCAUUAGCUUUAGAAGUAGUGGGUUCCAGUUUGUUUGGAAAACAUAUAGGAGAAUGGGAAUUUGCAUUGGAUAAGUAUGAAAGGAUUCCUCAUGAAGAUAUCCAAAAGAUACUUAAAGUCAGCUUUGAUGCUUUGGACGAAGAACAACAAAGUGUCUUUUUGGAUAUUGCUUGUUGCUUCAAAGAGUCUAGAUUGGCAGAAGUGGAAGAGAUACUUCAUGGUCAUUAUGGUCAUUGCAUAAAAAGCCACCUUCAAGUGUUGGUUGAUAAAUCUCUCAUAAAGAUUAGUCAGCGCCAUUGGAACUAUAUGGAUAAAGUGACAUUACAUGACUUAAUAGAGGAUAUGGGUAAAGAAAUUGUCCGACAAGAAUCUCCCAAAGAGCCUGGAAAACGGAGUAGGUUGUGGCUUCAUGAAGAUAUAGUUCAUGUUUUAAAAGAAAAUACGGGAACUAGGAAAAUUGAAAUCUUACAUUUGAACUCCUGUUCAACCGAAGCAAUAGUAGAUUGGAAUGAAAAGGCAUUCACAAAGAUGAAAAAUCUUAAAACACUUAUCAUUGAAAAUGUUCAUUUUUCUAAAGGUGAAAGAUAUCUUCCUACUAGUUUGAGAGUAUUAAAAUGGAACAGAUGUCCUUUGCAGUCUCUAUCAUCUAGUUUUUGGAACAAGAAGUUCGACAAUAUGAGAGUUUUGACAUUUAACAAUUGUAAAUAUUUAACUGAUAUACCCAAUGUCUCGUGUCUUCCAAAUUUAGAAAAUUUCUCGUUUCAAAAAUGUCACAAUCUAGUUACAAUUCACAAUUCCAUUGGGUACCUAAAUAAACUUGAAAUCUUAAAUGCAAAAGAAUGCAUAAAGAUUGAGAGUUUUCCACCCUUACGGUUGACCUCUCUUAAGAAAUUGGAACUCUCUCUUUGUAAGAAACUCAAGACUUUUCCAGAAUUAUUAGGCAAGAUGACAAAUAUAAAAGAGAUUUUGUUGGCUGGAACUUCCAUAAAAGAAUUGCCAUUUUCAUUUCAAAAUCUCAGCGAACUUCGUGAAUUAACAAUAUGGGAAACUGGAAUGCUCUGGCUUUCAAGUAACAGUUUUAUAAUGUCAAGAUUAUCAAAGAUUACUGGAGAGGGUAGUCGUCUAUUAUUUCCAAAACAUAAUGGUAAAAUGAGGUCCAUAGUGUUUUCAAAUGUGGAGCAUCUUAAUAUAAAAAAUAACAACCUCUCAGAUGAAUGUCUUCCAAUAAUGUUCACAUGGUUUCCUAAUGUGAAAUACCUAUUCUUAUCUGGUAACAAUUUCACAAUUCUUCCGGAGUGCCUUAAUGAAUGUCACAGUAUUAGGAUCUUUGAAUUGGAUGGCUGCACGGCACUUGAAGAAAUUAGAGGGAUUCCGCCGAAUCUAAAAAAGUUUUAUGCAAUAAAAUGUAAAUCACUGAUUUCCUCUUCUAGAAGAAUGUUAUUAAGCCAGAAACUACAUGAGGCUGGAUGCACCGAGAUUUGUUUGCCAAUUGAAUGUGAUAUGAGUCAUAUGGUUCCAUUUUGGUUCGAGCAUCAAGCCCAGGGACAGACAAUUUCUUUCUGGUUUCGUAAAAGAAUCCCUUCCAUUGUUGUCUUCUAUCAUCCUGAAUCAUUUGUACUUAUUAAGAGUGGUGAUAACACUGCAUUAAAAGUCAAGUUGUCCGUCAAUAACUAUCAACAUACUCUUCCCGAAGAUGUUUUAUUCGUCUCUCACUAUCACAAGAUGCGAUUUGGUCAUAUAUUUCUGUUUGAUUUGGAAUUGGAAGAACUAGUUAAACGCUAUCACAGCUAUGGGAAACUCAUGACUAAACUGGACGAAGCACUUUUAAAAAAUGAAUGGAUCCAUGCGGAGCUUAAGUUUGAAAGUUCUUCGCGUUUCAGAUCUUGUCAGGAUGUGAAAAUCGAAUUAUCAAGCAGAGCAGAAAUUGGAAUACACGUGUUAAAGGAGAAAAGAAGCAGGGAGGAGGAUGUCAUAUUUACCAAUCCUUACAGAAAGAGAAAAUCAGACGAAUAUCUCAAUCCUUCUUUAUCACAAUUUCACCUUCCGCUGGAAAAGCAUCUAGUGGACAUGGGAAUUUCAGAAACACAAAUGUUGCAGCAAAAACGUAUAGCUUUAUUGUCAUCCAUGUGGAACUCGGUUCCUACUGAAACAAAAGGAAAGGAACACAAGGGCUAG
Lathyrus sativus (Indian pea) is the source of this 3354-nucleotide messenger RNA. NCBI's taxonomy places the organism in Eukaryota, Viridiplantae, Streptophyta, Magnoliopsida, Fabales, Fabaceae. The record is from the annotation of a GenBank genome assembly.